This is a messenger RNA of Aspergillus puulaauensis, 3114 nucleotides long. RefSeq names its product putative sister chromatid cohesion factor (Chl12) (gene CTF18). NCBI's taxonomy places the organism in Eukaryota, Fungi, Ascomycota, Eurotiomycetes, Eurotiales, Aspergillaceae. Bases 1 to 3114 code for a protein of 1037 amino acids. Gene Ontology annotation, molecular function: ATP hydrolysis activity; ATP binding; DNA binding. The transcript is spliced from 3 exons. The record is from RefSeq and is a predicted model, not a curated record. Gene Ontology annotation, cellular component: nucleus.
AUGACGGAUUCUUCGCCAUUUACUCUUCCCUCCUUUGAUCCCGCCCUCCUUCUACAUUCCGAAGAUCCUCAAGAUAUUCCCUCCGAGUCCUUUUCCGACGAGCUCGAGGCGUUGAACUUCUCUCGCCUGGAAAAGACUCGCAACAAAGUCGUGAUCCAGCACCGAGCUUGGAACCUAUCCGAUGUUUUUCGCAGUGACGAGGACGUGAGACCGGACACUCCAACAAGACCCCCGAAGAACUCUCGAUUGCGAAGCGUGUUCUCCCCAAUUCGUGAACAGACAUCAUUCCCAUCUUCGCCGCCCACUCCCAAGAUGCCGCUUAUUUCCUCGCCGGUUGUGUUUCCCUCGAGUGCGCCUUCUCCAGACUCGCAGAAACGGAAGAAUGGCGAGAAUUCACAGUCGACAGAGCCGAAGCGGCAGAAGAUCAUGGCCGGGUUUUUAGAUGACGAUGACGAUGACGACGGGCUAGAAGCUUUCAAUGAGGCACAGCUUCAGAGCCAGUUCAACAUCCAGGAACAGCUUGUUGAGCUACCUAAGAUUCCUCAACCUCAACCCUCCCUCGAGCCUGCGGCACCCGACAACCGCGAACCCGGACGCACAAAUGUUGUGGAUACGGCUGCUUCGCUACCAAAGAGAUCGCCCAUCUCAGUUCAAAUUAGAACUUGCGCGGGGAAGACCUUGAAUGUACCUCUGAAGAAAUCCAACGCCCGGGUGUCAUACGAAAGACUCGUUGCUGGUCGGUCAACCACAGCUCCGGGAAGAGCUCAAAAGAGCUACUAUGGAAUUGAAAUUCACAAACUACUCGAUGAGUCCGCAAAGGAAAUUGAGCGUACCGAAGCGUCCAAAUCAGCCCCUGCACCGACAGUUCAACCCUCCAUUGAAGCUCCUAUUGGCGAUAAGAGAAGCAAAAAGCUCUCGACAGCCAUGUGGACUGAGAAGUAUCGUGCGCGCAAGUAUACUGAGCUUAUUGGAGAUGAACGUACCCAUCGAUCUAUCUUGCGGUGGCUUAGGGGAUGGGAACCCAUUGUCUACCCGGGUCUUGCUCGGUCCAAACCGAAGAAGGCGAACUAUAACAACGACGAAGAGGAACGACCCCACCGGAAAGUUUUAUUACUCUGCGGGCCCCCCGGGCUAGGGAAAACAACCUUGGCCCAUGUCUGUGCUAGACAGGCAGGCUACGAGAGCCUAGAAAUCAACGCAAGUGAUGAGCGUAGUAGAGAUGUUGUUAAAGGGAGAAUAAGAGACGCGCUCGGCACAGAGAAUGUCAAGGGAAUGAAUGUGGCAGUCGGCGAGCAGAAAGUACGCAAAGUCGGACGUCCUGUCUGCGUUGUUGUUGACGAAGUCGAUGGGGUCGUCAGCGGAUCUGGUGGCUCUGGUGAAGGUGGCUUUAUGAAGGCGUUGAUCGACCUCGUUCUCCUGGACCAAAAGAAUUCCGCCCGCACAUCUGAACAAACGUCUGGUGGGAAGAAAAGAAAGGGUGACAACUUCCGAUUUCUCCGCCCACUCAUCCUGGUAUGUAAUGAUGUGUACCAUUCCAGUUUGCGGCCGCUUAGAACAUCUGCUAUCGCGGAGAUUGUACACGUGCGUCAAGCGCCGUUGGAGAACGUCGUCUCCCGCAUGAAGUCUAUUUUUACAACCGAAGGAAUCCCUUCUGACAAUGAUGGGGUGAGACGACUGUGCGAAGCUUCCUGGGGCCUUGCAAAGAGGAAGCAACGUGGAGUGAGAAAUACGGGUGCUGCAGAAGGAGAUAUCCGGAGUGUCCUUGUAGCAGCAGAGUGGGUAGCUCAUAAACUUCGAAGUGAAAGUUCUGCAUCCUUGAGGUUGACGCGAAACUGGCUCGAGCAGCGUGUCCUAGCUGACCCCGGAGGCGGCUCUUUUUUCAAAGGCAUGAACCGUGGUGGAGUGCGUGAUAUCGUGGACCGAGUCUUCACGGAAGGAGCUGGAUUUCCAGACGUGCCGCUCGGCACUGAAUCCUUCCAGGAUCCUUACGAUCGCACAGCAGAGGGACCUGCGGAUGUUGCGGCCAUUAAAAAGCGAAAUGCAGUUAGCAAGCUUCGCGAGAUGGUCGAUGCCAGUGGUGAUCAUGAUCGUUGCACUUCUGAGUGCUUCGCUUCAUAUCCACUACUACCAUAUCAAGACGAUACAUUCCUCUCGAAACCAAACGCUGCUUACGAUUGGCUUCACUUCCAUGACACCAUUUCAUCUAGGGUUUAUUCCGCUCAUGAUUGGGAACUCGGAGCAUAUCUCAGCCAAGCGACAUCAGCCUUCCACCUUCUCUUUGCGACCCCUCAAGGGAAACCUCAAGCCCAAUACAAAGAGAAAGAUGAGGAGGAGGAAGAGGCACACCCGUUCUCCGGGCCAAGAGCAGACUACGCAGCCUUUGAAGCCCUCAAACAGAACCAGUCUGUCUUAUCGGGAUUCCAGUCCUCCUUCUCCGCGCCCCUUCUCCGUCUCUUCCGAUCGCCAAACAACCUAGCCACCGAACUCAUCCCAAAUGUCAUCCGAAUGCUCUCCCCAGAUGUCAAACCUAUUGUCGUCCGCGGUAGUGAGCAGAAGAGCGUCGCGAGUGUUCGCAAGGAAAGCGAGCGCGCCCUCGUCCAAUCCGCCGUUCGAGUAAUGGCCGGCCUAGGCGUGACCUUUGAGAAAGUCCGCAUCGAGAAUGAGGGUGGUGCCCACGGUGGAUGGGCAUACCGGAUGGAACCUCCCCUUGACUCCCUCGUUACGUUCGCCAAAGCACCCGGCAUCUCCUCAACCACGGCCCCAGUCCGCUAUGCCGUCCGCCAAGUCCUCGACCAGGAAUACCGCAAGGAAUCCAUCCGCAAGAACUCCGAGGCCCUAUCCUCUAUUAAAACAACAUCCAAGAAAUCAUCUAGUGACUCAACCGCCGACGCUGCAAAACUCAAAUCCGGAAACGUGGUGAAGCGAGACUUUUUUGGCCGUAUUAUUGAGGAGCCACAGAAGCAGGAGGACCCGUCGGCGCAGGAAGGGAAACCAAACCUCGCACAGCAGGAGGCUUUGAAUUCGGGCCGUAAGGUUUGGGUUACCUAUCACGAUGGGUUUUCGAAUGCGGUUAGGAAACCGAUUUCGUUGACGGAAUUGCUGGGUGGGCUGUAG